Molecule: messenger RNA, 1548 nt
Organism: Striga asiatica
Lineage: Eukaryota; Viridiplantae; Streptophyta; Magnoliopsida; Lamiales; Orobanchaceae
Source: the annotation of a GenBank genome assembly
UCUUCAAUGUGUGUGGAGAUAAGAUUUCAAAAAAACAGACAAACUAUUAGCUUCUUAUCUCUGUUCCGUGUUUGGAGCCACAAAAAAAUAUUAGAAGCUGUAUCAAUGGCCUCAGCAUCUCUCCUCAGGUCAUCGCCAGUCCUCGACAAGUCCGAAUUUGUCAAGGGCCAAACGCUCCUCCGCCAGCCGUACGCUGUCGUCCGUCCUAAAGCCGCCACCUCAGCUUUCACUGUCCGCGCAUCAUCGUACGCCGAUGAGCUCGUCAAGACUGCGAAAACCGUAGCCUCUCCAGGGCGCGGGAUUCUUGCCAUGGACGAGUCAAAUGCCACGUGUGGCAAGCGCCUGGCUUCUAUAGGCCUAGAGAACACUGAGGCCAAUCGCCAGGCGUACCGAACCUUACUAGUCACUGUUCCUGGGCUCGGAAACUACAUUUCGGGCGCUAUUCUCUUUGAGGAGACUCUUUACCAAUCGACCACUGAUGGCAAAAAAAUGGUCGAUGUUCUUGUCGAGCAGAACAUUGUUCCUGGAAUUAAAGUCGACAAGGGUUUGGUCCCACUUGCUGGGUCGAAUGACGAGUCGUGGUGCCAAGGUCUCGAUGGCCUUGCUUCGCGCUCCGCGGCUUAUUAUCAACAGGGUGCUCGUUUCGCCAAAUGGCGUACUGUUGUGAGCAUUCCCAAUGGGCCAUCUGCACUGGCCGUGAAAGAGGCCGCUUGGGGCCUGGCCCGUUAUGCCGCUAUCUCUCAGGACAAUGGUUUGGUCCCAAUUGUGGAGCCGGAGAUUCUUUUGGACGGUGAGCAUGGAAUUGAUAGGACUUUCGAGGUGGCCCAAAAGGUGUGGGCCGAAGUUUUCUUCUACUUGGCAGAGAACAAUGUGUUGUUUGAGGGCAUUCUUCUCAAGCCCAGCAUGGUGACACCUGGCGCCGAGUGCAAGGACAAGGCCACGCCCGAGCAAGUUUCCGAUUAUACCCUCAAGCUCCUUCACAGGAGGAUUCCCCCUGCUUUCUUGUCCGGUGGGCAAUCGGAGGUUGAAGCCACACAGAAUCUUAAUGCCAUGAACCAGGGCCCGAACCCGUGGCACGUGUCGUUUUCGUAUGCGCGGGCCCUACAGAACACAUGCCUCAAGACUUGGGGGGGCCGCCCGGAAAAUGUGAAGGCAGCUCAAGAGGCUUUGCUUAUCCGAGCCAAGGCCAACUCACUUGCGCAGCUCGGGAAAUACACGGGUGAAGGUGAAUCCGAGGAGGCCAAAAAGGGCAUGUUUGUCAAGGGCUACAGCUAUUANGGGUAAAAAAGAGGAAAGAGAUAUCUUGAGAUGAUGAAGGGGAAAAUGUGUGUGUUGUGUUGUGUUGUUUUCCUUUGUGGUGUUUAUUAUAGCCAACUGGAGACUAUUUUGGUUUAAGCUGAAUGUACUAAUAAGCCCUUAAUGCUGAUGAGAAUCUAGAUAGCUCUGUUUGUAUUGAAAUCGUGGUGUAUACUGUAUGGAUUUAUCAGAUAUCAUGGAUUUUAUUUUGUUUUUUGUUUUUAUUUUUAAAUCUUAGUUCAAGUAUUAGCU